GCCUAUUCAGUUUUCCGACGUAACGGAGGUUUUGGUGGCUCUAAAUUGCGCGUUGGAUCUCUCAUUUUGUGAAAACGCAAUUUGCCUUCUGUUUCUCUUUUCACGGUCUUGCAUUCGGUGGACAGGUCUUCUUUUUUUAUUUUUUUUAUUUUUAUUUUUUCUUCUUCUUCUUCUUCUUGCUGUGUGCAUAUUGCAAGAGCGAUGCUGAAAUCUCGACAUUGUAGAAAUUAGGGUUAGGAUGGCAGUUGGGUUUAGCUUGUAAAAUAUACAUCUCGCUUCCUUGCAUCGAGAGGAUUUGUUGGAGGCAAUCUGAGAAGGAAGAGGAGGAUUCGUAGCUAUGGAGGUUUUGGGGGGAUUGAGACCAAGUCUUGAUGCGGAUGCGUUGUUUGAAGCAGCUGUGAAAGGGAACCCAGCUGUCUUUGAGGAUCUAUCUGAGGAGGAGCUUAAGAAGGCGCGUCUGCUUCGUGACGAGGACGAAAGAACCCUUGUACACGUCGCUGCUGCAAGCGGGCACGUCGAUGUAGUGAAGAAGAUCUUGGAGGGGGUUGGUGAUUCCAAGAGUUUGUUGAAUGUGAGUGAUGAGGAGGGGUGGACGCCCCUCCAUUCCGCUGUGAGCGUUGGACGCAUCGCAGUAGUGGAGGUUCUUCUCGUUUUCGGCGCUGAUGUGGGAGCAGUCAACGAGGGUGGCAGGACGGCUUUGCAUUAUGCCGCUAGUAAGGGCCAUGUAGAGAUCGCCAACAUGUUAAUCAGGUUUGGCGCGAAGGUGAACAAGAAGGAUAGCGUAGGAUGCACGCCGUUGCAUCGGGCUGCUAGCGCCGGACAUGUGGAGAUGUGUGAGGCGCUGCUGGAGGCAGGAGCAGAUAUUGAAGCCACCGAUCGGAUGUUGCAGACUCCGCUGAUGCAUUCUGUGAUUUGCGAUAACCGCCGUGUGGCGUUUCUGCUCAUACGUAAUGAAGCUGAUGUUGAUGCUGAAGACAAGGAGGGUUAUACCGUGCUUGGUCGGGCAAGCGAGGAGUUACGUCCCCUUCUCAUCGAUGCCGCAAAAGCUAUGAUGGAAGAUUCUUGAUGCUCAUCUUAUUGUUUUUGAAGUUACACCUAACUUGGCUCAAUUAUAGAGCAUCCACACUUCAGGGACCUGCGUAAAUUGCAUUGCAUAAGAUUGUGAUCAUAAGAUUAUAGACUGAAUGAGAGCAUAAUUUUGAUGCUCGGUUCAAGUACCUUUUCAUUACCCUUUCAAUGCAUUAUGAUUACUGUUUGAUGGAAAA
Molecule: messenger RNA, 1265 nt
Organism: Physcomitrium patens
Lineage: Eukaryota; Viridiplantae; Streptophyta; Bryopsida; Funariales; Funariaceae
Biological process (GO): positive regulation of canonical Wnt signaling pathway; protein localization to chromosome, telomeric region; positive regulation of telomere capping
Cellular component (GO): nucleus; cytoplasm
Molecular function (GO): NAD+ poly-ADP-ribosyltransferase activity; protein binding
Source: RefSeq, a predicted model, not a curated record